UUACUGUAGCUCUGAUCCCGUUUUGUUACGUUACUGCUAUGUGAUGUUUAUAACAGGAGCCCAUGUCCAGCCAAUAUGUCUGCCUUUGCCUGGUGAGAGCAUCCAACCUGAAACCAGUUGCAUUGUGGGUGGAUGGGGCCGGAUUAAGGAAAAGGGUCGUCUUCCUGCGGUACUGAGAGAGGUCCGGUUAGACUUGGUGGACCCGGCCAAAUGCAAACACGUCCUCCGGACUGUUAACCGGAGACCGGCUCGGCCCCAGCCGGCCAUGACAGUUCUGUGUGCCGGGCCAGAGAGAGGAGGGAAAGAUGCCUGCCAGGGGGACUCGGGGGGUCCUCUGGUAUGUCCGGCGGGUUCAGGCGGCGGCCACUGGGUAGCGCUGGGUGUAACUUCCUGGGGGAAGGGAUGUGGUCGGAGCUGGGGAAACAACGGCGGCCGCUCCCCUUCCAGGAGAGGAUCUCCGGGGGUUUUCACUGAUGUCAGGCGGCUGCUGCCUUGGAUUAAGCUGAAACUGAGAGAGGCUGAUGAGCAGCAGGGAACAACUUUAUCCAAACUGUGCAGCGUGAGAGAUGGGCCUGUAACUGACAGUGGGGGGGUUAUCAGAAACCCCGCCCUCCCUGGUGAUCGCUAUGACAACAACCAGUUGUGUGUGUGGAGCAUCAGAGCUCCUCCAGGUUUUAGUGUUCUGUUGGAGUUUCAUCAUUUUGAUCUGGAGGACGACUCUCACUGUCGCUACGAUCGGCUCACCGUCUCAGUCGGGACCCGCAGGCCUGUCGGGACAUACUGUGGAAGUGUCCUUCCUGGCCCUGUGCUCUUGAAUAAUUCCCAGUAUGCAACACUUCUCUUCUCCUCUGACAUUAACAGAGCAGGAAGUGGCUUUAUCAUUAGACAUCAUGCUGUCCGGGGACACUCUAAUCCUGGAUGUGGGACAGUUGUUGUAGUUGAGGACCAGACUGCUGUCCACAGCCCAAAUUACCCACAAUUCUACAGUAUUAACUGUGUCCUUCGCUGGGUGGUCUACGCUCCACGGGGUCACGUUGUUAAGCUGGACUUUGCCGGUUUUGAGCUGGAGGAGUCGGACACAUGCUCGUACGAUUCCCUCACUGUCCUGGGAGAUGUGGAGGGAACAGAGGAGAUUGUGGUGCUGUGCGGUGGCAGUAUUCCUCCCCCCGUCCUGUCCUACCACAGCGUCAUGGUGCUUCAGUUCACGUCAGACAGCAGCAUCGCUCACAGGGGCUUCAGUGCUACGCUGACAUUCAUCAGCCGUGCAGACCUUCAUGAUCAGGACACAUCAGGUGUGGAGAGUCGAAGAGACGCUCUGAGAGAUCACCGAGAUGAUUUGGUGGCUAACCAGCGACACGUAACAUCACACGUGAACUUGGAUGCAGCAGACCCAGGUGUGCAGCAGUCCAGCAGCAGAGCCCUUUCCCAGCAGGCUGAUGUGGACCAUAAGACCUCAGAGGAUCCCAGACUGCAUAUGGACAUGGGCUCAGAUGAUGAAGACUACAGCGGAGAGUCCUCAGGGCCUUGGUGAUAACCAAAUAGAAGAAGGCCUUCUAGACGGUAGACAGUAUGUGGAAUUACACGGGUGGUAUGUUGGUGUUUUAAAGCUGCAGUGGGUAGAAAUGGAGCAAAUAUGAUUAAAAAACGUUAUUUUUUAUAAAACGCUAUAUAUCACUAUAUCCUGACAGUAGUGCAUGAGACAGGUA
Messenger RNA from Sebastes umbrosus (honeycomb rockfish), 1706 nucleotides. Its product is annotated as ovochymase-2. The transcript is spliced from 12 exons. The record is from RefSeq and is a predicted model, not a curated record. Lineage: Eukaryota; Metazoa; Chordata; Actinopteri; Perciformes; Sebastidae. Gene Ontology annotation, biological process: proteolysis. Gene Ontology annotation, molecular function: serine-type endopeptidase activity. Bases 44 to 1531 code for a protein of 495 amino acids.